Agrilus planipennis (emerald ash borer) is the source of this 2501-nucleotide messenger RNA. Its product is annotated as polyadenylate-binding protein 1. The record is from RefSeq and is a predicted model, not a curated record. The coding region runs from base 262 to 2073 and encodes 603 amino acids. Gene Ontology annotation, cellular component: ribonucleoprotein complex. The transcript has 5 exons. Lineage: Eukaryota; Metazoa; Arthropoda; Insecta; Coleoptera; Buprestidae. Gene Ontology annotation, molecular function: RNA binding.
CGUUGCUCUAUUUCUUUAAGUAGUGCUGAGAAGGUGAGGUUGUGUUCCUUUGUAGGUCACACAACCCACAUAAAAUUGAGAAUAACUCUUCAAAAAAAGAAAAAAAAUAUAAAAAACAUUAGAAAAAACCAAAAAAAUCGAAAAACGGUUCAAAAACGUAAUUUUGUAAAUAAUUAAUUGCAAAAUUUAGUUUCAUAUGUUACAGUUCCAGAACGCAUUGUCUGACAUUGUGUAAGUGUGUAGCGUAUCAAAAACAGCAAAAUGAAUCCUGGUGCACCGAAUUACCCCAUGGCGUCUUUGUACGUCGGUGAUUUACAUUCGGAUAUUACUGAAGCAAUGCUUUUCGAAAAAUUUUCAACAGCAGGCCCCGUACUUUCGAUUCGUGUCUGCAGGGAUAUGAUAACACGCCGCAGUUUGGGCUAUGCAUACGUUAAUUUUCAACAACCUGCAGAUGCCGAAAGAGCGUUAGAUACCAUGAAUUUUGAUUUGAUUAAGGGGCGUCCUAUUCGCAUUAUGUGGUCACAGCGUGACCCUUCCCUACGUAAAUCCGGUGUAGGAAACGUGUUUAUCAAAAAUUUAGAUAAAAGCAUUGACAACAAGGCUAUGUAUGACACCUUUUCUGCCUUUGGUAAUAUAUUAAGUUGUAAAGUAGCUCAGGAUGAAACUGGAUUGAGUAAGGGCUAUGGUUUUGUCCACUUUGAAACUGAAGAAGCUGCUAACAAAUCCAUUGAGAAAGUAAACGGUAUGCUGUUGAAUGGAAAGAAAGUAUAUGUUGGUAGAUUCAUUCCCCGUAAAGAACGUGAAAAGGAAUUAGGUGAGAAAGCUAAACUCUUCACUAAUGUCUACGUUAAGAACUUUGGUGAAGAUAUGACUGAAGAUCAACUUAGAACACUGUUUGAGAAAUUUGGCCACAUAACCAGCUUGAAAAUUAUGAGAACUGAUGAUGGAAAAUCUCGUGGCUUUGGUUUUGUUGCAUUUGAAGAUCCUGAUUCUGCAGAAGCAGCUGUUGAAGAACUAAAUGGAAAAGAAAUUGUUGAAGGAAAGUCUAUGUAUGUUGGCCGGGCUCAAAAGAAAGCAGAACGACAGCAAGAGUUAAAACGUCGCUUUGAACAACUGAAAAUGGAACGUAUGAACCGCUACCAGGGAGUCAAUUUAUAUGUAAAGAACUUGGAUGAUACCAUCGACGAUGAGCGUCUCCGAAAGGAAUUCUCACCUUUUGGAACAAUUACUUCAGCUAAAGUCAUGUUAGAAGAUGGACGUAGUAAAGGAUUUGGGUUUGUUUGCUUCUCAUCUCCAGAGGAAGCAACCAAAGCUGUAACUGAAAUGAACGGCCGUAUAGUAGGCUCCAAACCUCUUUAUGUAGCUCUAGCGCAACGCAAAGAAGACAGGAAAGCCCAUUUAACAUCCCAAUACAUGCAACGUAUGGCCAACAUGCGUAUGCACCAAAUGAACCAAUUCAUCCAACCAAGUGGCACCAGCGGCUACUUCGUACCUACAAUGCCACAACCACCACAACGCUAUUAUGCAGCAUCUCAAAUGACGCAGAUUCGUACAACACCAAGAUGGCCUGCUCAACCUCAGGUACGUCCUGGUGCUCAAACUGGAACCAACGCCUAUGCUGCAGGAUUGCAGAACUCCUAUAGAGCCGCACCAAGGCCACCAAAUCAAGCCGGAGCUAUGCGAGGGGUUGUUGCAGGAAGUAAUCGUUCCACAAACUAUAAGUACACCGCAAACAUGCGCAAUCCACCCCAAGGCCUUACAAUUAGCGGGGCCGCCCCUGUUCAGCAAGCGGUACAUAUUCAAGGCCAAGAACCACUUACAGCCACAAUGUUGGCUGCAGCACCACCUCAAGAACAAAAGCAGAUGCUUGGUGAACGGCUUUUCCCACUUAUCCAAAGAAUGUAUCCAGAUUUGGCUGGAAAAAUCACUGGAAUGUUGUUGGAGAUUGACAAUUCUGAAUUGCUGCACAUGUUGGAACAUAAUGAGUCUCUCAAGGCUAAAGUUGAAGAAGCUGUUGCAGUAUUACAGGCUCACCAGGCUAAGCAGGCUGCUUCUCAAAUCAAAAAAGAGUAAUCGUUUCUUCAACUUUUAUCAUUUUUAGGGGAAGAAGCAUUUAUAUAGUUAUUUGCGUUUGCUAUUCCCUUCUUGUAGUUGUAUUUCUCUUAUCUUUUGAUAGCUUUGAAAUUAUUGAAAAAAAUCUACACACUUACACGUUAAAAAUAAUAAAAAAAAUUGCAAAAUGAAAAAAUUUGUCAGCUGUUUGACGUGCGAUUAAUUACCUUACUUGUAAUGCACACGGCAAACAGUAGAAAAAAAACUCAAACGAGUAACAACACUUGAAUAAUAAUUCUUUUUUCAAAUCUUUCAAUUCUAGUUUUGCAGUUUCUAUAUUAUUUCUACAUCUAAAUAUUCGAUUAUGACUAAACAUUUUCUUUGAGUUAAUUUUCAAUUAGUUUAAAUUUAAUAAAUCAUUUCUUUGGGUUAAUAAAAUAUGGAAUGGU